AUGGAUUCUAUAGGUAAUAUAGGUAGGUACUUAUCAACACAGCAAGUAUAGUCUAUGACACAGCAAGUCACCAGCUGUCAAACUUUGCAAAGUUUAUUGUUUUCAUGGUCGUAAAACGAAAAUAUAAUAAAAAAGAACUCUUAUAAUUAUAUAACUUACUAUUGCGUUGGGAUUAGUAUCUACUUAGAACAAAUGUGGGUAAUGUCUACGUGAUCCGCAAGUUUCAAUUAGAACGUAUUAGUAAACUUUCAAACCAUGUCGGAUUAUAAUGAAAGUUUAUCAAGAAAAACAAGAUCUCGAAAUUUAGAACCAGUGGCUAAGAUUGGUUACAUGGAUGGUGCAUCAGAUGGUCAAACUGCUGAAUUUCAAAAUAGUUUUAAUAUCGGCUAUGAGCAAGGCUUUACAUUCGGUUUACAAUUAGGGUCAAAUGAAGCCAUUUUGAGUUUCAACCCAGAGAAGAAACCACAGGAUUUAGUAGACCAGCGCAGAAUUAAUUGCCAGAUUUGCACAAAUAUAGCAAGUGCUCAAGAUAAUGUAGUAAAUUUAUUUAAUAUUCAGCAAGAGAAAAAUACAGAAUACUUAUUACAAAUUAGCAAAUAAUUUGAAGAAGUAGUAAUAAAUUAAAAAUAUGUCAAGGUUUACCCAAUACAUGCAGGUUUUAACUGUGAUUAUAUUUAUUGUGAUCUAAAAUGAUUUUUUUUAUAUUUGUAUUAUCCUCUAUUUCUCUUUUCCUCAACUUUAUAUUCAUUCUGGGUUUAGUUUCAUCUUAAAUGUUACUGACCAUCCCUGAUAUAAAUUUAAUUGAUUUGACUACUUUGAAUAGGAAAGCUGCACUUACUUCUUUAGUCAUUAAAAAACCCACCCAAACUGGUGAAAUCUUUAGUGGCUGGAUAUGCUUUCACCCAAAAACAGUCCCCCAUAUAUUAUGCCUACAUGUUCUUAAUUGAGAAAUAUACAAAUGAAUGAUUGGGUUGUGUGUAAUAAAAUUAUCAUUUAUAAAAUAAUGUGUAAUUUGU
Spodoptera exigua (beet armyworm) is the source of this 1016-nucleotide messenger RNA. The record is from the annotation of a GenBank genome assembly. Lineage: Eukaryota; Metazoa; Arthropoda; Insecta; Lepidoptera; Noctuidae.